UUGUUCCAUGCAGGUUCUUGUACCCGUGGAUUCUUCAAUGGAAAGCAGAAGAGAUGAUGCGCUUGAGGCCCCAAAGUCCUUCAACCAUCGCUCUUCUUUCUCAUCCAUCGAAAUUAUCUGAGUUUGGGGGUUGGGAUUCUUUACCUACAAUUCCCAAACAGCUGCUUCGAGGGCAGGCAACAAGUCAUGGAUCAAUUUUUUCUUCAUUUUCAACUUCUUGAACAAUGGCCUUGCUUGAUUUCCUCCUGAUUUUUCACUCAGGGAAGCCUGAUGCCUUUGCGAGGCGGCAUUCCCUCAGAACUGCCACCCUCGCGUCGAUAAUCGCACUCACCGCUAUUUUUUUGGUGUAUCUCUGGAUCAGUGUUCCUCCUGCUCUGGUUGGGGUGGUGUGGGUUGCCUGUGGGAUGACUUUGUUGAGUAGUGUGGGCAUGGCUUUCAUGUGUAAGAGCCACCAGGAGAGUGCUUUGGAUGAAAAGCCCAAACAAGUGGAUGGUGCUUCAUUAGAGAGAGACUCCUUGUCAAUGGAUGAUAUGAACUUGCAAGGCAAUCCAAACCAGGGCAGGAGAAACACUGAUCCACAAAUAUACCAAAACUGCAGCGGUGAGCACGAUUAUGGACCCGAGGGUAGCAGUUCUGAAGGAUUUCCACCUCUUAAAGGCAUCAGGCUUGGCUGAGUGCAAACUGAGGAGGAAAUCAAGCAAGCCCAUGUUCUAGAAGGUGAAAAUGAAGAAGAAAUUGAUCCAUGACUUGUUGCCUGCCCUACAAGCUGCUGUUUGGGCAUUGUAGGCAAAGAAUCCCAACCACCAAACUGAAACCAAAUCAUUGAUGAAGACAUACUUGGACAUCAGCUUUUCCCAAAUCAAUGCUGAAUAGUUACCAUUUAACACAAAAAAAAAGAAGUGGGGACAAAGCUCGAAAAGAUAUACCCAUUUCAUGUUUUUUUUGUCCCCAUUGCCAAGUAUUACAUGAAAAGAUUGAACAGUAAGAGCCACAGUGUCAAUGCUUAAGUUUUUGUAUUUUACAAUCAUAGACAAUGCAUAGACUCGGACUUAUUCUUGUGGUGGUUAUUGAAGUACAACAUCUGUCAAGGUCUUGUGGGUCUGCUGCUCAUUUUGACUCAUCCAGUACAUAGUGUUUGGGGCUGGAAAGGAAUCAGGGGCAUAUUCAGUUCAGAGCUGGUUUACAAAUAAGUAUCGACGAUGUUGGGAAAACAUUGGGGCUUUUAAGCCCCAUCCACCAGAUUUUUUUUAAAAAGAUCAGUCCGGUAUUGCAAACAUCAGACUAAAGGUAAAAUAAAAAAAUAUAGUGGAACCUCAUUGUAGUUUCUGCAUAUUUUGGGACCAAACUGUAAUAAUUGUUUAGGAAAAUGGU
Messenger RNA from Amborella trichopoda, 1371 nucleotides. RefSeq lists its product as uncharacterized. Lineage: Eukaryota; Viridiplantae; Streptophyta; Magnoliopsida; Amborellales; Amborellaceae. The record is from RefSeq and is a predicted model, not a curated record.